Anguilla rostrata (American eel) is the source of this 3382-nucleotide messenger RNA. It is a transcript of the gene stk39, whose product is annotated as serine threonine kinase 39. The record is from RefSeq and is a predicted model, not a curated record. The coding region runs from base 101 to 1717 and encodes 538 amino acids. Lineage: Eukaryota; Metazoa; Chordata; Actinopteri; Anguilliformes; Anguillidae. Gene Ontology annotation, biological process: protein phosphorylation. The transcript has 20 exons. Gene Ontology annotation, molecular function: protein serine/threonine kinase activity; ATP binding. Gene Ontology annotation, cellular component: cytoplasm.
UGAGCCCGACAGCAGCUGACACUGGCCUGAGUCAGGAGGUGGAGGGAAAUUGUUGAUACUGUCUGAAGGCGCUAUCUAAGUAUAGCUGAGCAGCAGCAUCAUGGCGGAGACGAGCAUAUCUCCGGUUCACAUCCAAAAUCCGCAACCAGUGCCGACAACAAGCUGGCCAAUUACCCGGGAGUCCUAUGAGCUCCAGGAGGUUAUCGGCAGUGGGGCUACAGCUGUCGUGCAGGCCGCCCUCUGCUUGCCCCGGCAGGAGCGCGUUGCCAUCAAGCGGAUUAACCUGGAGAAGUGCCAGACCAGCAUGGACGAGCUGCUGAAAGAGAUUCAAGCAAUGAGCCAGUGCAGCCAUCCCAACGUAGUCACGUACUACACUUCAUUUGUUGUAAAAGAUGAGCUUUGGCUGGUCAUGAAACUUCUAAGUGGAGGGUCGAUGCUGGAUGUAAUAAAACACACGGUCAACACAGAAGAGCAGCAGAAUGGAGUCCUGGAUGAGCCUAUAAUAGCCACCAUUUUAAAAGAGGUAUUAGGAGGCCUAGACUACCUGCACAGAAAUGGUCAGAUCCACAGGGAUGUGAAGGCUGGGAACAUUCUUCUGGGAGAGGAUGGUUCAGUCCAGAUCGCAGAUUUUGGAGUCAGUGCGUUUCUAGCUACCGGAGGAGAUGUUACACGAAACAAAGUACGAAAGACCUUUGUGGGGACGCCAUGCUGGAUGGCUCCUGAAGUAAUGGAACAGCCUUUAUUUCAUCAGGUGCGAGGUUAUGACUUCAAAGCAGACAUCUGGAGUUUCGGAAUCACGGCCAUUGAAUUAGCCACGGGAUCUGCGCCAUAUCACAAAUACCCACCCAUGAAGGUUCUGAUGCUGACGCUGCAGAACGAACCCCCCACACUGGAGACCGGUGUGGAGGACAAGGAGAUGUUGAAGAAGUACGGCAAGUCCUUUAGGAAGCUGAUAACCCUGUGUCUUCAGAAAGACCCGACGAAGAGGCCGACUGCAGCAGAGCUUUUGAAAUGUAAAUUUUUCCAAAAGGCAAAGAACAGAGAGUAUCUGAUUGAAAGACUGCUGAACAGAGCACCAAAUAUAGCUCAAAGAGCCAGAAGGGAGCCCGAGCAGAGCACGGGGAGCGCGAGCUUGACGUCGAGUUCUGAGACAGGUUCUGAACACAAUCCCACGCGAAGGGUGAGGAGAGUGCCGGGGUCGAGCGGGCACCUGCACCGGACGGAGGACGGGGACUGGGAGUGGAGCGACGACGAGCUGGACGAGAGGAGCGAGGAGGGGAAGGCCGCGGCCAAUCAGGGCAGGUCACGGAGGAUCCGCGAGGAGAGCCGAGAGAAGGACGCCAACGGGAACACCGCCGACCCGCCGUCCGCCCGGCACCCCCAGGUCCAGCCGUACGAGGUCCCCGCCCCCUGCGCUCCAGGCCAGAGCGCCGUGAACAUGGUGCUGCGGCUAAGAAACUCCAGAAAGGAGCUGAAUGACAUACGAUUUGAAUUUACUCCUGGUCGAGACACUGCAGAUGGAGUGUCUCAGGAGCUCUUCUCAGCCGGCCUUGUGGACGGACAUGAUGUCCUUGUGGUUGCUGCUAAUCUUCAGAAGAUUGUAGACGAUCCAGUUACCUACAAAGUAUUGACCUUUAGACUGGCUUCGGGCUGCGAAAGCGCGGAGGUACCCGACGAGGUGAAACUGGUCGGUUUCGCCCAGCUGAGCGUCAGCUGAUCCUCCCCCUCCCCCGGUCUCUCACGGGGCCUAACCCGGCACGGGUGCGGAAGAGCCCGUCGCGGGCUAACAGCCGAAGCACAGGAGAAGCACGGAGAAGCGCCUUGAGCCUCUCCACCCUGCAAGUCCCCCUGCCACUCACCGGGCCGGAACGCCAGCAGAUCUCUUCUGGGAUUCUGCCAGAGCUCUGCUAGAAGUAAAAUUCCACCGCAACCUCCGUGGGAACUCUACUGGAGCUCCACUAGAACUCCGCUAAAACUCCACUGUAAUUAUGCUGCAACCGUCUUAGCACUAUGCCAGAACCGCGCCCCAAGCUCUGUUUUAAUUCUGCUUUUGAUUCUAGAAGUCCAUGGGUGGUCACUCCCAAGGACAGGCACUGAAAAGGGGAGGCUCAGGUGGUAUGUUGAAAAGUCGCUUGAGAGGCAACUGUCUUGCCUCUCCUUUCAGUGUGGCUCGAACGUCCAUUAUUUAUCGAACUAAGGAUGCCUCUGUUCCUUUUUUGUUCCUGUUUUCAAAGUAAAGCGCCUGCGUCUUCAUCUCGCGUAUUGCGGUGAGUACGACUGACGUAAAAAGCAAUUAGUCUGAACUGUACUCCGUCAGAACGUUAAAUUUGUCUCAAAGCACAUUUUGAUGGACGCAUUAUAAUUGUCGAAUUCAAUUUAAUGAACUGCAGUGCGCGUUGCAGAAAGAGUAAUCCAAGCAAAAGCGAAAAAAAAAUGCGAUGGGAGAAUAGGAGUGAGCUAUAAAAACACUCAUUUUUUUUCAAAAGUCAGUGUUGGAAAAAAAAAAAAAGACGCUGGAGGUGCCUUGCUCUUCAAAUAGUGCCUGAAGAUUAUGGCAGCGUUUUUGCAGCCUGACCACAACCUGUCAUGAACUCUUAAAACACAUUGUGUGGUGUUGACAAAAAUCGUAAAGCACAAAAUCAUAACCUAGAUACCUAAUGAUAAACAAUGUCCUGCAUCCUUAAUGGACAGUAACAGUUUCUGCAAUAUCCAGGAUUGUUUGGAUCAUUACAGUAUGGCCCUUAUAUAACAGGCAUGUCCUCCUACAGAUAUUCUGCUGAAAUAUAAGUAUUUUCACCAUCGACUGGAAGCUUUGACAGGAAAGCUACUGUGCACUUUUGGCCAGAGUAUAUGUACCAGGCAUGCCAAUGCCCUCCCUGUAAGAUUCACCCAAUGAAUUCCAAACAGAAUUUAACCUGUAACCAUUGUUAUCUGUAACAAAGAUACCAUAACCAUUACAUAAUUCAUAAACUGCAAUACAAUUUCAUAGAUGUGAACUACUAAACUUGAAUACUGAAAAAUAAGCUUAUAUUUAACUGCAGUGCAGAAAUAGUGUCUUUCUGAAGGGCAUUUAGUCUCAGAAAUGUACUGUAUAAUGAUGUACCUGGGAAAAAAAAAACAAACAAAAGGAAACUACUGAAGAAUGUUUCGCCAUUCAUUUGUUAAAAUAAGUGCAGUAGCUCUAAAUUAUUUGUAAUUAUUGAAGUACCGAGCUUCUAUUGAAGUCAUAAUAUUAACUGUACCAAGCUGUUUGUUUUGACGUAACUUGUGUUUUCUAUAUACAGUAUGUAUCAUUUCUGCAUAUUAAUCAUGUUCUUCCUGUAAGCAGCUUGUUUAAAAUGUCUACAGAAAGGUAAAUAAAAUCUUGCUGUUACAAAAAUAA